Molecule: messenger RNA, 1161 nt
Organism: Paramacrobiotus metropolitanus
Lineage: Eukaryota; Metazoa; Tardigrada; Eutardigrada; Parachela; Macrobiotidae
Exons: 3
Coding region: 84-935 (283 amino acids)
Source: RefSeq, a predicted model, not a curated record
UUUUGCAGAAUUGUUGCAACUUGGAUGAUCAUUCAUAAGGGCUGACGCAGUUUAUUUAGGAUACAACACAGCAGUUACCGGGAAUGGAAACCUCCUUUUCUAAAACCUGCAUGCGGAUACCGGAACCAAAUGACAAAUCCUUGGAUUUUAUGAGGGUUUUGCACGAGCGACAGUCCGAAGGGAAACUGGGAGAAGAGAAGCAGCAGGAAGAGUGUCACACCGUUAGCAUACCAUGUCGUCGAAUUAUGGCCUUCUUAGGACUUGGUGAAAUCCUACUGGGAUUUAUCAUGUUCGCCAUGCAGAUGUACAUUUCCAUGUUUUUGGCCAAUCAAACUCAUCUGGACACAGUUGCCGGAUGUGACUGGCCCUACUGUGACGUCAGCUUCCACUUAAAAUUUGCCUCGGCAACGUACAUCCUGUCGAUCAUUGCCGGCUGCAGCGCCUUCUUGGUGGCCGGGGAAAAUUUAUUGCCGCGCACCCGCCACUGUCUGGCGAUCUUCGGCGUGAUCUACAUCGUAGUGAAUCUGAUCCAGACCGUUUUGCUCAGCAUCCUUAAAAUGCGUAAUGUCAUCCUGGGCAUUGCGCUGCACAGUCCGACGCAUUUUACGGCGGAAGAAGCCCGCUUCGUGGACUCCUUGAAAACCGCCAUGAUUGCUAUGGUCUGCAUAUCCGGCGCGUUGCUAUUAAUUUUGGGUGUAUUAUUACUGCUAAAUAUUUUACAAUAUCGGUCAAAAUGCACACGUGACUGUACGAAAUUCAAAAAACUCACACCGCUCCGGGAGAAAAGCGCCUGUCAUCACACUUUAUCCGGGCCGCAGUUUUCCUUAAUGGAACGCAAGGAGGUAUUAAAAAAGCCGAGUUUAUUGGGCAUAUCUUCAGCGGAACGCCUACUCGACUCUGGUCGGUGUCAGGAUAAUGAUAAUGUCUUUGAUUAAGCGCUGCACUUAUUGGCCUUCUGCUUCUUUUAUUGUAAAUUUGCUCAAAGAAAUAAAAUUUUAUUUUAAUGGUUGCGCUUAAUUGCCAAAAUUGCCGGUUGUGAAAGAUAAAGAAAAGCAUACUUCCAGGUGAAAGUGUAGCUCAGUCGGCAAUGUUUUCCUUAGGCGUUUUGUAUGGCACGAGACACUGUAAUCAGUGCAGCGGCGUCACAUAAAUGGUCAAGGU